Paramacrobiotus metropolitanus is the source of this 2091-nucleotide messenger RNA. Its product is annotated as heat shock 70 kDa protein C-like. The coding region runs from base 263 to 1813 and encodes 516 amino acids. Gene Ontology annotation, cellular component: cytoplasm. Gene Ontology annotation, biological process: cellular response to unfolded protein; protein refolding. The transcript has 2 exons. The record is from RefSeq and is a predicted model, not a curated record. Gene Ontology annotation, molecular function: ATP-dependent protein folding chaperone; misfolded protein binding; heat shock protein binding. Lineage: Eukaryota; Metazoa; Tardigrada; Eutardigrada; Parachela; Macrobiotidae.
CCCGAUAGGCGGGACAAGUGAAAAUUUUGCUCUUUGUCUAAUUACUCACUAACCUGAUGGGUGGUUAGUAUCAACUUCCAGUAUUUGUGCGAGCGAAGUAUUAUAUAAGCCAGUUUUCGCGUUCAGGAAAGCAAGUAGCGUGCAGUUGCGCUGCUGUUUACAUAUAUAACUCAAAAAUCGCAUGUCGCAGUUUCACAAAAGUAAAGUGUAAUAAAGAUUCGCAACUAUAAAUCGUUGGCUUUGAAAACUGUUGAAGCAUAUCAUGGCUGACGGAGUAGGCAUCGACCUGGGCACCACACACUGCUGUGUAUAUGUACAGAGACCUAAUCGCGUUGCCCAACUUGUAAAAAACAAAGAAGGAGACAACACUACGCCUAGCUGGGUGCGUUACGAAGAGAACGGGAUUACUGUCGUCGGAAAAUCUGCCAAAAAGCAGAGUCCCAAGAAAGCCAACAGUACAAUUCGCAAUGCCAAAAGAUUGAUUGGACGCGGAUAUUCUGAUCCUGCUGUGCAAAGUGAAAUUCAGCGCAUGCCCUUUAAAAUAUUUGAGGACAGCGGCGUGCCCGUCAUACAGGCAAAAGGGUUGUCCGCAGAAGGGAACUCUGAAUGGAAGAAGAAUAUCCGUCCUGAAGAAGUCAGUGCAACUUUAUUGAGCUCAUUAAGAGAAGGGGCAAGACAGUUCUUGGGUACACCAGUGUCCAAGGCAGUGAUCACCGUUCCAGCCAAUUUUAAGGAACAUCAGAAGUCAGCGACAGUAAAGGCCGCUACUUUAGCAGGUUUCAGUGAUGUAAACCUACUACACGAACCAACUGCAGCUGCCAUCGCCUACGGCGAAAUGCUGAAUGAGCAGUGCACUGUAAUGGUGUUUGACUUCGGUGGAGGUACGUUGGACAUAACGAUCAUGGAGGUUAUUGCUCGGAAAAAAUACAAAGUUCUUACUACGGAUGGCGACAUGUAUUUGGGUGGUGAGGACUUUGACAACGAGAUCGUUAAGUAUUUUUUGUCGGACAUCAAAGCUAAACAUAACCGUGAUUUUUCAAAGGACAGCAAAAUACUGGCCACUCUGAAACUUGUUGCGGAAGAAGCAAAAAUUGCUUUGUCGGUUCCGAAUGCCCAAAUAUAUCGAGACAGCAUUGAUGCAUUGGAAUCAGUACUCGGCAGAGAAUAUGAAGCCGUUCUUACCAAGACCAGUUUUGAUAGCAUGUUUGGAUCACUGCUAGAAAACAUCAUUAAACCGGUGAAACGAGCCCUGGAAUCGAUUGAUUAUUCUCCAGCGGAUAUUAGUAAAGUAAUCAUGGUUGGUGGUAGCAGCAAACUGCCAGCUGUGAGACAUCACCUUGGGCGCUUCUUCGGCCGAGACGACAUUGUCUGCGCCGAUGUAAAUCCUGACGAGAUGAUUGCACGUGGAGCCGCAAUGCAGUCCUACCUUCUAAAUAACAACCUGUCCAUCACGGUUCAAGAGACUACGCCGUUUUACUACGGUUUGAAGCAAUAUGACGGCAGCAUCUCUGUUCUAAUUCCCAUUAGGACAGAGUACCCGUGCAGUUUCACCAAAGUUUUUGUAACAGCAAAGGAUGAUCAAACUGGCGUUUCAUUUAAAAUCUUUCAGAGCAAAUGCGGGUUUGCUCUGGACAAAUAUCAGAUUGGCAGAUUCGACAUUUCAAACCUGCCGGCGCGGAAGAAAGGGGAGUGCAAGUUUGAUGUCACCUUCGAGAUCAACGCCAACAAUCUUCUACAUGUUACCGCGCAAGGCAAAGGAACCAUUGCUCAUUGUAAAGAUAAAAUAGUUAUUGAUGUCAAACCCACCUAUUAAAAGCAAUGGAUUUACUGGGAAAACUUGCAAGCCAGUUUUUUAGCAAACGCUUAUACUGUCAAUCGCAGGAGAAAAUGGUCGAAAUUGUUUUAGAAUUUUGUAGUUGUUUGGUUUUGUGUAAGAAAUUUCAUGAUUUUGGUUUCGCUGGAGCCGCUUUAUCAAAUUUGUUAUCAAAUUACCAUUCAGUACUGAAAAUUCCUAGUUCUGUGUUUUCGUUGGCUUGCAAAUCGCCAUGCUUUGAUGUUGAAAACUGAGCAAAAUUUUGCGAAUUCUUACGA